This is a messenger RNA of Thrips palmi, 3625 nucleotides long. RefSeq names its product type II inositol 1,4,5-trisphosphate 5-phosphatase (gene Ocrl). Bases 209 to 2854 code for a protein of 881 amino acids. Gene Ontology annotation, cellular component: membrane. NCBI's taxonomy places the organism in Eukaryota, Metazoa, Arthropoda, Insecta, Thysanoptera, Thripidae. Gene Ontology annotation, molecular function: phosphatidylinositol-4,5-bisphosphate 5-phosphatase activity; inositol phosphate phosphatase activity. Gene Ontology annotation, biological process: phosphatidylinositol dephosphorylation; signal transduction. The record is from RefSeq and is a predicted model, not a curated record. The transcript is spliced from 20 exons.
CUCUCUCUAUCAUUCCGUUUUCUGUCUGUGAUGAUAAUCCGAUCAAAAUAUUGUAAUUGUGAAUCAGGAGCUGUUCACCGGAAAGAUGUGUCAGAACUACAUGUUUCUUAGGAGAAUGAGUUCAUCACAGCAUGACUAAGUUAAUGUUUGAGGUUUGAGUCCUCGAGGAAAGAUAAUUCCUGAACGUUGCUUUAUAAAAGAAUUCAAGAUGUCGACUUCCCAAGAUCUGCCUGGUAUAAUUCAAGCAAAGCUCAGCUCUGGUGAAGCAGCUAUCACUGUCCAUGAAGCUAGUCUUAUGCAGGGUUGGGUGCGUGCUUCACGCAUCCUUGCUUUGGUUGAGCAUGAAAAUGAAUGUGCUCUCUUCAUCUUCAUUUCUUCUCGAAUGCCUCCAGAAGUAUUUACUGACCUUGCCAUUGAAAGAGUUAUCCCUGUUGAUGCUGACUUCAAAUGUGAAAUCGAUGCUGGAGAACAAAGUGUUGAUGUUUAUGUUAACAUUUCAUCUCGCAAAUUAAAGCUUCUCUUUGAGAUGAUACCAGGGCUUAAAACAAACAACUUUGUUUCUGAAAUAAUGCGAUCAAUGGAAGCUUUGAGUAAGAGACGAGGUCCACCACCAGAAUUUCAGUGGCUCCACAAAUAUUCUGGAUCCAGCAAUAGAAACAGUGCAGAUUGUGUUGCUUCAUCUCUGGACACAUCUGACGAUGAUGCAUUCAAGGCAUCCAAAACAGAGGCAGAAAAGAUGUUGGACAUCUUGGAUAGUCCAGACAUUGUCGUACCACGACAGAGCAUAGCCCAGGGAGCAACUCCAAUUGCAGCAAGAGAAAGUGUCAUUCGGCAUCAAAUGUCAAUGAAAGAAGAUGAUUACACGUUUACACAGACCUUGAGGAUGUUCAUAGGUACGUGGAAUGUCAAUGGCUUGCCUCCAAGUUCAAGUUUAACACCUUGGCUUGCUUCAGACUUAGAACCUCCAGACAUCUAUGCUAUUGGCUUCCAAGAACUUGAUCUCAGCAAAGAAGCUUUUCUUUUCAACGACACACCCCGAGAAGAAGAGUGGCGGAAAGCUGUGAUGGCUGGUCUUCACCCAGGUGGAAAGUACCGACAGGUUGCUCUGGUUCGACUUGUUGGAAUGAUGUUAAUUUUGUUGGUUGAAGAGAAACAUGUAAAACAUGUUCGUAAUGCAGCCUUUGAAACCGUAGGCACAGGCAUAAUGGGUAAAAUGGGCAACAAAGGUGGAGUUGCAAUCAGAGUAGAAAUUCACAACACAUCUAUUUGUUUUGUAAACUCUCAUUUGGCUGCACACGUUGAAGAAUAUGAGAGGCGUAACCAAGACUAUCAUGAUAUUUGUUCAAGACUAUCAUUUUCCAAAUUUGCUCCAGUAAAGUGCAUCAAGGAUCAUGAUCAAAUAUACUGGCUCGGUGAUCUUAACUAUCGAAUUACUGAAGUAGAAAUAAACACUGUCAGGGAUCUAAUAAAUCAAAACUAUUUUCCCGCUCUCAUACAAUAUGACCAACUGCACCGUCAGCGCAGCCAGAAUAAUGUAUUUGAGGGUUACCAUGAGGGUGCCAUCACUUUCAAACCUACUUAUAAAUAUGACCCGGGAACAGAUGAUUGGGACUCAAGUGAAAAAAAUCGAGCCCCUGCAUGGUGUGACCGAGUUUUGUGGAGAGGAGAUGGAAUAGAACAGAAAGAGUAUCGCAGUCAUCCAAUUUUGAAGACAAGUGAUCACAAACCAGUCAGUGCAUUAUUUGAUUCCCAGGUUCGGGUCAUUGAUGUUGUUAAAUAUCGUAAAGUUCAUGAGGAAGUUAUGAAGAAACUUGACAAGCUAGAAAAUGAAUUCCUGCCUCAAGUGACAGUAGAUAAUACAGAAAUAAUAUUUGAUAUUGUUAGGUACCUAGAACCUCAAAGUCAAGAAUUGAUCAUUGCCAAUACUGGUCAGGUACCUGUUCAGUUUGAGUUUAUCAAGAAACUAGAUGAUUCAAAAUGUUGCAAAGAAUGGCUUAACAUUGAUCCUCCUGUCAGUUUUAUUAUGCCUGGAGAAAAAUGUGAUGUGAAACUUGAGGUGUUUGUAGAUAAAAAGUCGGCUUUCAAACUGAAUUCUGGAGUUGAUAAAUUAUAUGACAUACUUGUUCUGCAUCUUGAAGGUGGAAAGGACAUAUUCAUUACAGUAACUGGCAACUAUGAAAGAAGCUGUUUUGGAUCAUCAUUAGAGGCUCUUGUUCAUGUCAGUGUACCAGUGAGAGAAAUCCCUAUUGGUAAACUAGUUGAACUUGAGACCACAAAAGAAGCUCCUGGGGGAAUGGAACCUUACCCCAUUCCAAAGGAGAUUUGGUUCUUGGUUGACCAUCUCUAUCGUCAUGGUUUGAAAAAGCAAAAUUUGUUUUUGCUCCCUGGUCUUCACUCUGAAUUGUUAGCAAUUCGCAACUGGCUGGACAAUGGAUCAUCUGAGCCUCUUCCGGGUAGUCUUCAUUCCAUAGCAGAGGCACUUCUUUUGUUAUUGGAUUCGACAUCAGAGCCAAUUGUCCCCUUCAACUUGCAGAGUGUGUGUCUAGGUGCCUCAAGCAAUUAUUUACAAUGUAAACAGAUUGUUGUGCAGCUACCUGAAUACAGAAAAAAUGUUUUCCUGUACCUAUGUUUUUUCUUGCAAGAACUUUUGUCUCAUGCAAAUGAGAAUGGACUUGAUGCCAAAACUCUUGCCACAGUGUUUGGUGGAAUUUUUCUUCGGGAUUCACCCCGUCCUAGUGCAAGAGCAAAUUCUACUGUGGAUAGAAAAAAAGCAAACUUUGUUUACCAUUUUCUUGUCAAUGAUCUUAGUGACUACGUUGUAAGCAAAGCACUUCAUCUAGGACCGUCAUCAUGAGUCGCUUGUUCCAACAGUAUUCUAUUCAAUAAUAGUUGAAGGUUGUAAUAUUUCAAACAAUGUGAAAAGUGUAGUAUGCACCUGUAAGUUUUUAAGGGCAAAGGUGUUUGCUUCUUACGAAGAAAAGUGAACAAAAUUUUGAAGGGCUAUCCAGCACUUUGGUACUUGCUUUUUAUUUCAGUUUUUUUUUUUUUUCAAUUUUAGUAAUGCAAGUGCAUAUUAGUCACAUUUUGGGGAAUUUGUCCCCCAGUGAGUAUCUGUGUUGUAUAGUUUACACCAUUUAGCACCAUGCAAGUAAUAUUAGUUUGUUAUAAAUUAUGUCUCACUGCAAGUGUAUUUAAUAAAGGUUAUGGACUUAAUCUGAUAACUGUAAUCAAACCAAACUUCUCUUACCAUUACCUUUAUAUAAUGAUGUUUUUGUGAAAUGUUAUGAAUUUAUUUCUUUAAUUGCUCCUAAGCAUAAUAGUUUCUUUUUGAACCCCUCUUUCUAUGUUGUAUUGUUAACUCUUCUGUUAUUCCGUGCAUAUAGGGACCAUUGUAAGGACUUUCAAGUACAAAGUUAGUCUACUUUAAGUUGUACUUUGUUUCAAAACCUGUCAUGGGUUGAUUGUUACUGCUUUUAUGUAUCAUUGUUUCAUACCAUGUUUAUUAUUUAAGUGUGUCUUUGUCUGCCAGUCUUCAUAAACCUGUUAAUUAGUUUGUGUUCUUGUUGUUUGCGAUGUUCCGUCACGUUUUAUUUUCUGAUUAACUAAUAAUUAGUUUUAAAGUUGU